This is a messenger RNA of Polyodon spathula (Mississippi paddlefish), 4023 nucleotides long. RefSeq names its product CD276 antigen homolog. NCBI's taxonomy places the organism in Eukaryota, Metazoa, Chordata, Actinopteri, Acipenseriformes, Polyodontidae. The record is from RefSeq and is a predicted model, not a curated record. The coding region runs from base 2386 to 3276 and encodes 296 amino acids. The transcript has 2 exons.
CGUUAUUUUGUAUUAAUGUUUUUACUCAUUUAUUUUUGUAUUUAUCGUGCCUUUAUUCUUGCGGAGGUCUGUUCUUUUGAAGACGGGAUAAUGCUCCCGGUAAACCCCCCUCCGAUUGUAAAAAUCCGUGUUUUAAAUACAUUAUUUAUUUAUAAAAACAGAAAGCAAAAUGUGUUUUGUUGAACCGGAUUCGAUUACAUUUUAUGUGUAAAAUACGUUUUAUAAUUUCGCUAAAUACAAGAUGUUCAGCAUACCCACUAUUAAUUAAUUAAUUAAUUAAAUUAACUUAUUUUUAAACAUGUCGCGAUGUGACUAAAGGGAAGGUUGAACCGACAACGGAGCACUAAAAACCGGCUGCACAGCUCCGUGGAAAUCUGAGAAUUACUGAAGUCAGACAAGGUUCGUAUUUGCCCCCGAAACUGAGAAUUGCGGUGGCUGUGGCGACAGCUGCGGAAAUCUGAAAUCCUCUGCAGUGCAUUGAAGCUUGUAGUGGUUUGAACACCCGUGCGUAAUCUACUCAUCCUCGGGUUUACUGCCGAUACCCUAAACCAAGCUUCGCUCCAUCAUGGGCAAGAGGGCUUUUUGUCGCUAUGCGCCCCAAACUUGAGAUCGACCUUUCGCGAUCUAUCAGGGAUGCUGAGACCACUGAUGCUCUCAGAUCCUUUUCUCUCUCUCUCUCUCUCUCUCUCUCUCUCUCUCUCUCUCUCUCUCUCUCUCUCUCUCUCUCUCUCUCUCUCUCUCUCUUUAUUGAACAGUAUAUCGGCACUAUCUAUGCAGAGGUUCCAUAUGUGUUGUAGUAGCUAGAUAAUACAAGUUGUUUAUCAAGUCGAAAUUACACUAGGCUCAGCGAUGACGCUGUAGGUGGCUACACGAUGAGUCUGCAGCGUGUGAAGAAGCGAGCGGCUGACGGCACACGAUGAGCGGUGAGCUGAGCGUGAAAUUGGGCUUUUAAAAAAAUUAAAAAAUCCUGACGCUUUAGAAAGCUGAAGCAGAAGCACCAACCAGCAUUCUUACUGUGAACCAGAGUCUUAACUGGUUUAUUCUCACCCACGUUUACAACCCAGCACAGUUAUGUGACACCAUCCUCUCAUUAAUUUGCCAUGGCUGCAUGAAUGCCAGUAGUGAGGCGUAGUUAGUGUUGCUGCUUUCGAUAAUAAUCGGUAAAGCUCGUUAAAUGUCUAAUUCCCCAAAAAUGAGUUUGACCGAAAUAAAAGUAUAUACGAUUAAACGCUGGUAAAACCACUCGCUAUUUUUUCUUUCUUUCUUACCAAAAUUCUAAUUUAGAAAUCCUCUCUAGUCUGUGUAGUUUUAAUACUUGCUGUCUGUCCCAUCUCCAUUCAGCUCUGAAUGGCUAGGGGUCACAGUACAGAGGCUGCCCUGUCAAAGUGCUGAUUUACUAAUGAGCGCAGACUGCGGUCUCACACACCUUGUGCUUCUGUUAGAUCAAAGUGCAGCAUUUAAUACCAUUGAUCAAGCUGAAAUUGAUCGCCUUGAAAGAUGCAUAGGGCUAUUGGAAACUGUUUUAGACUGGCUUAGGUCAUAUCUUAUGGACUGGCAGAAUUUUGUUUCAAUAGCAGACUUUAUAUCACAAUUAUCUGCUAUCUGCUGUGAUGCCCCUCGGGCUCCGUUGGUCCCAAAGAAUUCUCCUUAUACAUGUUAUCAUUGGGCAUGAGUAUCAAUAAACACCACAGACAUUUUCACUGUUAUGCUAAUGACACACAACUUUACAUCUCUGUAAACCCUGGGGAUAUAUUGGCUGUCUCCACCCUAACUGUAUGUCUGUUGAAGGUGGAAAGCUGGAUGUCCUAACAUUUUUUGCAGUUAAACUCAGGUAAGGCUGAAGUCUUGCUGUUAGGUUCUCGGCAGCAAUUGGAGUUGGCAAAUUCUAUAAAAACACAUUUUAGGUAAAUAUAGUUCAAAUAGCAAUUCCAAACCUGGGAUUUGUAAUUUGAUUCUGAUUUCUGUUUCAAGGCUCAUACUUCCAAUACCACUCAAGUGUCCUUUUAUCUGGUGUGCAACAUUACCAGGAUUAGGUCCUUUUUAUCAUUGCAUGAUGCUGAGAAGCUAAUUCAUGCAUUUGUGUCAUGUAGACUGGAUUACUGCAAUGCUCUGUUGUCUGGGCUAUCAUGCCUUAUUCCGUUUGUAGAUUGUUCAAAAUGCAGCUGCCUGAAGCACCUUCCCCACUUGAAUUGAAGUGCCAGUACUGAAAUGUUUGAAAUUGAACAGGGCUGAUACUGUGUUCCAGACCCCUAAACUAGGGAAAAAAAUAAAUCCUGCUAUCGGUUAUGUUCAAACACAUGAAUGUGAAAUGAUAUAGUGUAUAGUCUAUAACUAAGAGCGCUGUGAUGUGUAAUAAUAAUGAUAAACAGACAGACGAGUCUUUGAAUGAGUGGCUCCAGUGUGUAUCACGGCAUGAAUUUGAGGUUUCUCUUGUUUGUCGGUACAGGGAUGCAGACGGAGCGUGCAAAGAGGAUGGACUCUGCAGGAGAAGAAGCAUCCCUGAAUUCACCUGAGCUGCCCUGGAACCAGCUCUAUUUGAAGAGAAGGACUAAGUCCAGGAUCCAGUUAAGGAGGAGAGUGUGCUUCACUGGCCCUGCUGCUGCUGCUGUUACCGGGGUAUUGGCAAUCCUCAUACUGGCUGCUGGCAGGGUCAGCGGCAGUGAGUUUGUGACAGUCCUGAGCUCAGUGAAGUGUACUGAGGGGCAGGACUGUAUCCUGAGCUGCACUUUCAACUACACAGCAGGAGGCUGGAAUGAGAAGUCAGGUGUGAUCUGGAGAAGAGCAGAAACACAUGACAUCAUUCACAGUUACUAUGACAACAGGGACCAGCUUGCCUAUCAGUUCCCUCAGUAUGUGAACAGGACCAGCCUGUUUGAUUCUGAGCUGCAGCGCGGGAAUGCUUCACUGCUGCUGAGGAGAGUCGGGGAGGAAGAUGCUGGAAAUUACAGCUGCUCUGUUUACAUUCCUAGACUGUAUGGGACGGGCCUGAGUGAGGUAGUCGUGGUUCCGGCUGAACCCACAACAGCACCAGCUCAUGUGACGGUCCCGAGCUCAGUAAUCUGUAUUGAGGGGCAGGAUUGUAUCCUGAGCUGCACCUUCAACUACAUAGCUGGUGGCUGGGAUGAGAAGACAAAUGUGACCUGGAGACGACUAGAAACACACAGCAUUGUUCACAGUUACCAUGACAGCAGGGACCAGCUUGCCCAUCAGCUCCCUCAGUAUGUGAACAGGACCAGCCUGUUUGAUUCUGAGCUGCAGCGCGGGAACUGCUGCUGAGGAGAGUCAGGGAAGAAGAUGCUGGAGAAUAUGAGUGCUCUGUUUCCACUCCUAGACUGCACGGGUCGGGCCUGACUGAGGUAGUCGUGGUUCCAGUUCAACAACACCACUGGUGGGUUUUAGGAGCAGUUCUUUUUCUUUGUGUGGUUGCAGGUCUCUGUGUCGGACUGUGGUGCUGUAAACAACAUGCAGUUUGCUGCUGGAAGUCCAACAAGGCCUCCAGUCCAGCACGGGCAGUGUUGUUAUCAGGUGUAAUUGAGAAGCCCAGUGAAGGCAGACCGCUCCCCAGCACUUCAAUACAGUCAGAGAGAGAGAGAGAGAGAGAGAGAGAGAGAGAGAGAGAGAGACAGACAGUCAGCGCUGCCUAAUCAGGACACUGAUAAAUCACGAUCGCUGAUGAAUGGGAUACAACUCCGGGAGACGGUUCUUCCCAGUGCUGUUGAUGUCGUUUGGGAAGUCCCUUUGUUUUAAUUGGGAUGCAGUAUUUUCAAAUGAUGAAGGGAGAUCGCUCUUCAGAGCAUAUUGAAUGUUGAUUUUGUUUGGGCCAUUCCAGGUGGAAGGUUGCAGGGACUCUAAAAUCCAGAAUAUGAAAGAUAUUCAGUAUUGCUUUGCAGAGAUUCAGAAGCAAUAGAGAAGAUCACAAUGCUUAUUGUUACUGACCUGUAAUGAAGCACGGAAAAUAGGAGGCACUUUUUUACACAGAGAAUCGUGAGGGUCUGGAACCAAUUCCCCAGUAAUGUUGUUGAA